AUGUACAUACACACGCACAGACACAUGUACAUACACACAGACACACACACGCAGACACAUGUACAAACACGCAGACACAUGUACAAACACGCAGACACAUGUACACGCACACAUGUACACGUACACACACCAUCCCCCCAUAAACAGUUGCAGUACUUCGUCAUCACUCACAGAGCGGGGUACUGCACUCUAGGGGGAGGCAGAGAGCACAGCACACACUCCUUGCGUUUGCUUUCAGUGCGCUCAGCUAUUGAGCAGUCUGACGUCUCCCAGUGCCAAUGACAGAUCCGGCCUGAGCUCCGAGCCUGCUCAGCAAGAUGGCCCUGGGGGACACACUCGCCCCCAUCAUAUUUUCCACUCGCCAUUGGCAAGCAGGCGAGUGGAAAUUUCAAGCCCUG
Staurois parvus is the source of this 398-nucleotide messenger RNA. The record is from the annotation of a GenBank genome assembly. Lineage: Eukaryota; Metazoa; Chordata; Amphibia; Anura; Ranidae.